Arabis nemorensis is the source of this 852-nucleotide messenger RNA. NCBI's taxonomy places the organism in Eukaryota, Viridiplantae, Streptophyta, Magnoliopsida, Brassicales, Brassicaceae. The record is from the annotation of a GenBank genome assembly.
AUGAAACCACACGAGGAUUGGGUUGAUGGGUCUUGGACUGUGGAUUGUGUUUGCGGUGUGAAAUUCGAUGAUGGUAAAGAGAUGGUGAAUUGUGAUGAAUGUGGUGUUUGGGUACACACAUGGUGUUCUCGUUAUGUCAAAGGAGAUGAUUUGUUUGCUUGCCACAAAUGUAAGAUAAAAAACAAUGACAUUCAAGUCUCUUCUGCUAAGUUAUUGGUUACCAAAACAUUGAGAAUGGAGGAUUUUUCGACUCAGGGUCAGACCGUGGAUCGCGGUGGUUUUAGGCCGUGUACUGAGAUCCCAAUUGAAGAUAGGGUUCAUGUUCAAGGAGUCCCUGGUGGUGAUUUGGCUCUUUUCGAAAGUUUUUCUUCGGUUUUCACUCCUCAGCUGUGGAAAUGUACUGGUUGUGUGCCUAAGAAGUUUAGAUUUCAGUAUAAGGAGUUUCCGUGUUGGGGCGAGAAGGAGAAUGUAUGUGAAAUUGUGCAUCAAGAAGAUGGUUUGUUAGCUAUGUCAAAAGAAAACGAUGUAACAAGGGAGCGGAGUGGUAAGGAAACCGAUGACGACGAGAAGCUUGGGAGAGGUUGUGGUUUUAGAGAAAUGGAGAUGAAAGAUUCUCAGAGAGUUGUUAUAAACAAAGACAAGAGCUUGGUUUGUUGUCCUUUGAAUACAAAUAAGAUGCAAAAAGAGUCAUUACGCGUCUCACAACCAACAGUUGUUAUCUUGUUUAUCGAAAUUCAAUUCGAUCUAAACAUUGAUUCAAAGCAAUCAGAAGCUCCACAAGGGUUCACAAAAGAGCGCAUAGAGAGUGAGAGGUCCAGAGAAUCCAUUCAUGACCGGUACAUAUUUAGUUGA